AUAUGGGGCCGGCGCCCUACUCACUGAGCCACAGGCGCCGCCCCCCAUUUACUUUUAUUUGAAAACCACCAGGGACUAGGGGUUACACAGAGUCUUCCUUGUAAGGGGUGGGACCUGCUGGGUGUUUAGGGAUGGGGCCAGAAGUGUGAUGAAGUCAGAGAGGUGACCUGAAUGGACACCCAAAAACUGACAAGUGGCCCUUCCCCACCCCCAGUAAACAACUGGAACCACCUUCUGUGUUUCCUUGGCUGGAAUGGGGAGGAAAGGGGAACACCCUAAUCCGGGGACACCCUUCCUGCCACCUUGCCAUGCUAUAUUUAGGCUAAGGGAGGGAUUCGGGAUGAUCCCCCCAAGGCGGUGUCAAUUUUCUUUCUGAAAAUAGCUCAAGGGGAGGGGAGCUGAGUCUCAGAGAUGUGAUAGGGUGAGGGCCCCUAUUGCCCAUGUGACUGUCCCUGGACCCUCCCGUUCCCAUAUCAUGUCUCUCUUAGGAUCUCUCUCUGGGCCUCUGUCAUCCUCCUGGGGUCUCUCCCCUUCUCUUGGGGUGUCUACCCUCUGUCUUGGUCUCUGUCUUUUUUCCUCUGGGUUUCUGCCCUCUUCUUUCCUAGGUUUUUGUCCCCUCUUUCUCUCCGUCUAUCUCCCCUUUUCUGCGUUUCUGUGCCUUCUCCUGUCUCUCCCUUAUCUGUUACUAUUCAUUGUUUCUCUAAGCAAGUCAUUCUGUUCUUAAAACAUAUAUUUGUCUAUGUCUGAGUCCUAUGAUACCUCUAAUGUCUCUUAUCUGAGCUCAGGACAAGACCCUUUCCCUAGUCCCCACUCAGGAAAUUCCAGGGGAAAGCAUAAUGUGGGAGAGCCCCACACAUCCACUGUCUCCCCUGGGCCUCGGGGCCUUAUCACUGCUGCCCAAGCCCAGCUGGUUAAUGUCUGGCGUGGAGCUCCUGGGAAGUGGAGAUGAGAGCAGAGGGUGGGAAUCUGCCCCAGGAUUGACACGGAAUUGGCAAAUACCGCAAAAGAAUCUCAAAUUGAGACUCCUAAGACUGAGAAAGGAGGGCUCUGGAGGCUGCGAGCUCAGACUACAAGACUGGAAAGGAAGAAGUGCCUGGGGGCCCGGACCCCUGGUCCAAGGGAGUAGGGACCUGGGGGACCCGGACUCCUGGGUUUGAGAGAGGAGGGGGCUUGGGACCUGGACCCCUAGGUCUGAGAAGGAGGGCCUGGACUCCUGGGUUUGCGGUGGGGAGGGUCUGUGGGCCUGGACUCCUGGGUCUGGGGAGGAGGCACUGGGGCAUGGACUCCUGAUUCUGAGGCGGGCCGGGCUGAACAGGCCCGGCCGGGCUACGGAGGUCUCCGCACGCUUAGGCAAGGCGGGAUCCCCCGGCCCCUCCUCCGCCGUCGGGCGCCGCCCCGCCCCCGACCCGGGCCCUCCUGAGCGCGAACAGCGAGGAGCCGGCGGGCCAGCGGCGUCCAGCCACCGGGAGGAGAGCUGCCGCGGCGCUAAGGACAGCCGGGGGACCCGAGGAGGGCGCCCCAGGUGGUUGCCCCUCCCUCUCUUGAGAUGUCAGGAAGGAGAGAGCCACCUGUGUCCUCCACAAGGGUCCCCCAGAGCCUGGGGUCCCCCAGCCCGGGAGCUGGGAGGUGGAGGAGGUGCUGACAGGUUCUUCGAGAGAUGCUCUUCCUCCCCUCAUGCUCCCUCCCCAUCCUCCUCCUUUUCCUCCUCCCCAGUGUUCCAAUGGAAUCUCACCCCCCACCUUCACCACUGCCCCCUUUUCUAGCACCUGAGUGGGACCUCCUGUCCCCCCGAGUAGCCCUGUCCAGGGGUGCCCCUGCUGGGCCCCCUCUGCUCUUCCUGCUGGAGGCUGGGGCCUUUGGAGAGCCAGCAAGCGUCCCAGCCAACCGUAGUCGACGUGGGGUGAGCGAGACAGCACCAGCAAGUCGCCGGGGUGAACUGGCCGUGUGCGAUGCAGUCAGUGGCUGGGUGACAGAUCGGAGGACAGCUGUGGACUUGCGUGGGCGUGAGGUGGAGGUGCUGGGCGAGGUGCCUGCAGCUGGUGGCAGUCCCCUCCGCCAGUACUUCUUUGAGACCCGCUGCAAGGCUGAUGGCACUGGGGAAGAUGGCCCUGGUGGGGGUGGUGGGGGUUGCCGGGGUGUGGACCGAAGACACUGGGUAUCUGAGUGCAAGGCCAAGCAGUCCUACGUACGCGCAUUGACCACUGAUGCCCAGGGCCGUGUGGGCUGGCGAUGGAUUCGAAUUGACACUGCCUGCGUCUGUACACUCCUCAGCCGGACUGGCAGGGCUUGAAGCCCAUGUCCAGGAACUGGUCAGGAAGAGAAAGAACAGAGCUGGAUGCUGAGGGACCUCAUGGGUGGCAUGGCUGCUUGAAGGGCCUCAAUUUGGGAACUCAUCAAAUGAUCACAAAAAUCACAGCUUUCUGAUUUUGAGAGCUCAAUCUGUGCAAGAUGGGCAAUGAAACUAAAUGGAGUUUUGAAGGGUAAAUAGGAGUUUUCCUUGAGAAACUUGAGGGUAAUAACGAUGACGAUAAUGAUAAUGGCUAAUAUUUACUGAGUGUUUACUGUUUAUCAGCCCUAAAACAUAACUCCUCAGAUCAACUCUCAUGGA
Nycticebus coucang (slow loris) is the source of this 2608-nucleotide messenger RNA. RefSeq names its product neurotrophin 4 (gene NTF4). Gene Ontology annotation, molecular function: growth factor activity; nerve growth factor receptor binding. Gene Ontology annotation, cellular component: extracellular region. The coding region runs from base 1658 to 2290 and encodes 210 amino acids. Gene Ontology annotation, biological process: negative regulation of neuron apoptotic process; nerve development; positive regulation of peptidyl-serine phosphorylation. NCBI's taxonomy places the organism in Eukaryota, Metazoa, Chordata, Mammalia, Primates, Lorisidae. The record is from RefSeq and is a predicted model, not a curated record. The transcript has 3 exons.